This is a messenger RNA of Paramecium octaurelia, 1494 nucleotides long. The record is from the annotation of a GenBank genome assembly. Lineage: Eukaryota; Ciliophora; Oligohymenophorea; Peniculida; Parameciidae.
AUGCAGAUGAGGUGUAUUUCAGCUGACCAUCGAAAUUAAUCAAUAAUAGGGGUUUGUAUAGAUAUUACAUGCCCAAAUUUAAGACCCUAUUGUACUUAUUGUUUGCCUCUCCAUGCCAAACAUCUUCAUAUGUUAGCCCCUUUGGAUGUGAUAAAUGAAUGGGUAUAGGAACGAAUCCUUUAGGUUCAUAAUGUAUAAAAUAAUAUACAAGAGUUCAAAGGUUCCCUUGAAAGUCUUCUAAAAUAGUUCUCAACUUAUCAUAACUUUACUAUUGAUUAAAUUCCUAAUUUAGGAAUAUCAUAGUUUGAUAAUUUAGUAAGAGGUUUAGGUUCAGUAGAAGAAUGCGAAAAAAUAUUAUUUAGACAACUUGAUCAAUCAAUUCAAUAAGUAAAAUAGAUUGUUAUCCAAAUUUAAAAUAAAUUCAAGAACAAAACAAAUAUAAACAAAAUUGAAAAUACAUAAAUUCUGCACAACAAAAACGAUUAAUUUAUUUUAGAACAAACAAAAAAUAUUGACAAACUAAAACCAAAUUUAAGCCCUAUCGCAUAUAAGCUCAUGAAUAAAAAUUCUAUUAAAUAACUGGAAGUGUGUAUUGCAGUGGCUGUUAAUAAAGACUGCUCAAUUGUAGCUGUUGGAUGUCAAAAAUUAAUAAAAUUAUAUGAAUUCAAAUAAGGAAUGUUGGAAUGGAUACAACUCUUAAAUCUACAUCAAGAGGAAGUGAACACUUUAUACUUCAUGAAAAAAUCCAAUUAGCUUAUAUCUGGAGAUCAUAGUGGAGCUAUUUUGAUUUGGUCAAGUGACAAUAAUAAUUAAUGGAUUUAAUCAUAAACACUUAAACAACACAAUGGUCGUAUAAAUUGUUUAAUUAUGAAUAAUAAUGAAGAUACUAUUAUAUCAAGUAGUAAUGAUUAGACAAUUAAAUUUUGGAUGAAACAAAGUGAAUGGAUCUGUUAAUAAACAAUAACAGAUCAUAAACAUUUUGUUCUUUAAUUAAGUUUAAAUGAAAAAUAAAAUAAAGUUAUUUCCUGUGGAUGGGAUCAAUUAAUCUUAGUAAUUGAGUAUUCAGAAUAGAAUAAAUAGUGGAUGGUAAUAUAAACUAUUCAAGUUGAUUGCUAAGGAUCUAGAUUAUGUUUUAUCAAUGAUAAUCUUUUCGCAUUUCAACCAAAGAAAAGCAAUUUGAUGUAUAUCUAUGAGAUGAACAAUGGAAGUAAAUAGUUCACUCAAACUAAAAAACUUACAGUAAAUCAAGGCGAUGAUGAUUAUGUAUUAUUCCCAUUAUAAUAUAUUAAUUCAAAAUAACUGCUUGUGAGUAAGCAUCAUAAGUAUAUCAAUUUAUUAAGAAAGACAGAUAAUGAUGAUGAAUUUAAAGUUGAAUAAUCUAUUCAAUUUAAUAGUUAAAUGUUAUUUGGUUAAAUGAGUGAUGAUGGAGAGUAUUUGAUUACUUGGGAUAAUGCAUCGAAAGAAAUAUAAAUUAGGAGAUCUAUACAACAAUGA